GCAGCCCGGGAUGCAAUCAUCCAUGCUUGGAACGCGAGGUCACGGAACGUACCAUUCGCUAGAAGAGGGGCAGUCGUAUUAUUUACAUCCCAUAACUAAAACGUCAAARAUCAUUCAAAAACUCAGAGMAAUGAAGMMAUUUCUUGUAUGGAGUUURRUURUUGCUUCCCUGCUUGGUAUAGUUCAAUAUUUUAGCCUUUCUUGGUUGGCAUUCUUGGGGUUGCUGUUUGUUGCCUUUCUUGCAUCGGGAGGACCUACAUUUCCAAARGUUUUCUUUCGUACCUUUUACCGUGAUGUAGACUCAUUGUUUAAACUAUUUCGUGGUCUGACAAUGGCAGCUUAUUACAGCUCAAGAGGCUACACUGUUGGUGAAAUCUUCACCAAUACAGCAAAUAGAUAUCCACAAAAGACAGCAUUUCAGUUUGAAGGCAGAAGCUGGUCCUUCAGAGAAGUAGAAGAAUACACUAACAGAAUUGCCAACAUUUUYAAAUCCAAAGGGUUUGAGAAGGGAGAUGUGGUUGCKCUUUUAAUGGAGAAUAGGCCUGAAUAUGUUUUCAUAUGGCUGGGGUUAUCUAAAAUUGGUGUUGUUACAUCAUUGAUCAAUAAUAAUCUUCGUCUGGAUUCACUGCUGCAUUGUAUAAUAGCUUCUAAUUCCAAGGCAUUGAUAUUUGGUAGUGAUUAUUCAGAUGCUGUAUUUGAAAUACUGGACAAAUUACCAGACUCCUUGCAGUUUUUCAGCCAUGGUAGUAAUGCUAACAGUAAAGUUCCCUMUGAUAGUCUUGACCAGCACCUCAAGCAUGCAUCAUCUAAACRACCAACUGUCAACUACAAACAGAGCAUGCAAGAUGUUGUAUUAUAUAUUUUCACCUCUGGAACUACAGGACUUCCAAAGCCUGCAUUGAUCAGAUCAAUGAAGUUUGCACUUGUCGCCACUUUUGGAUAUACAUUUAAUGUUGGUCAUAAAGAUGUCAAUUAUUGUCCACUUCCUCUAUAUCAUUCUGCUGGUGGUCUAAUUGGAACAAGUUUCACCAUAUUUUUUGGAACAACAAUGGUUGUCCGUAGGAAGUUCUCAGCAAGUAGAUUCUUUGAUGAAUGCAUUGAAUACAAAGCUACGGUUGUGCAGUACAUUGGUGAAUUGUGCCGUUAUCUACUUCUUCAACCACCUCGCCCAACAGACAGUCAACACACAGUUCGUGUAGCAAUAGGAAAUGGUCUUAGACCAAAAAUAUGGACCGAAUUUCAGUCUAGAUUUAAUAUCAAGCAAAUUGGAGAAUUUUAUGGRUCAACAGAGGGAAAUUGUGCUGUUGUGAACACUGAUAACACUGUAGGGAAUUGUGGGUUUACAUCAAGGAUUUUCCCKAUAUUGUACCCAUCAAAACUUAUCCAGGUUGAUCAGGAAACUGGUGAAAUAUUAAGAGAUAAGAAUGGAAUGGCAAUUGAUUGCAAACCAGGUCAACCAGGGCUGUUUGUUGGAAAAAUAAUAAAUUCAAGCAAUGCCUUCCGUUUUGACGGCUACCUGGACAAAAGGGAAACGGCCAAGAAGAUAGCUCAUGAUAUUUUCAMAAAGGGUGACCGAGCCUUUCUUUCUGGUGAUAUAGUGGUWCAGGACGARUAUGGCUAUGUCUACUUCCAAGACCGCACUGGAGAUACUUUCAGGUGGAGAGGAGAAAAUGUGUCAACAACUGAGGUCGAGUCCAUUAUAUCCAAAGUUCUUGGAAUGAGAGAUGUCAUUGUCUAUGGUACAGAAAUACCUGGYAUCGAAGGAAAAGCWGGAAUGGUUUUCAUAGUUGAUCCAGAGGGACAACUGGAUGUUGGAUCCCUUGCACAAAAGCUUCAGUUAGUUCUACCAGUUUAUGCACGGCCAAUGUUUGUUCGUAUUGGAGAGGCUGUUCAACUGACAGGAACRUUCAAAUUUCAGAAAAAUAAGCUAAAGAAAGAAGGUUUUGAUAUCCAUGUAGUGAAGGAUCUUUUAUAUUAUUUUGAUUCAAAAUCAAAGACUUAUUUGGCUUUGGAUGAGAAAGCUUAUAGUACAAUCAUGGAUGGCAAAAUGAGACUAUGACACAAUGUAUUCCUAGAUAUUUCAAAAUUUAAGCCCUUUUUUUUUAAUUUAAUCUUUUUUAAUUUUUUCUAAUCUGACCGCAAAAGGAACUAUCGCUGUGUUCCGACAAGAAAGUCAAGUAAAUUUAUAAAGUGAUUAAUUUUUAUAUAACGGAAUUUUGUUGUACGUGUCAGUGGACGAUCAAUCUACCAUGAAUAAAAUAUACAGUAUUCAGUA
This is a messenger RNA of Exaiptasia diaphana, 2275 nucleotides long. Its product is annotated as long-chain fatty acid transport protein 4. The record is from RefSeq and is a predicted model, not a curated record. Lineage: Eukaryota; Metazoa; Cnidaria; Anthozoa; Actiniaria; Aiptasiidae. The transcript has 7 exons. Gene Ontology annotation, molecular function: long-chain fatty acid transmembrane transporter activity; long-chain fatty acid-CoA ligase activity. Bases 11 to 2059 code for a protein of 682 amino acids.